Messenger RNA from Cannabis sativa, 4246 nucleotides. RefSeq names its product protein NLP8. Bases 710 to 3598 code for a protein of 962 amino acids. Gene Ontology annotation, molecular function: protein binding; DNA-binding transcription factor activity. The transcript is spliced from 7 exons. The record is from RefSeq and is a predicted model, not a curated record. Lineage: Eukaryota; Viridiplantae; Streptophyta; Magnoliopsida; Rosales; Cannabaceae.
UUUUUUUUUUAAUGAUAUUUUUAUUUAUUUGUUGCUAAACAAACAGUCUUCGAAAGAAAAAUAAGGAGGAGCAUACGUGGUAAACAGUUUCCCCUUUCUAUUUUUGGUAAUCUGUUUCUCACUGUGUCGUGUCCAUCCUGAUGCAACAGUCCAAAUCCAUUGACGGCAAACCAAAUCCAUAUUGAAUCGAGUCUUUUUUGGGUUUUUCCCUUUCAGAGAAGAUUAGCAGACGUCAGUGCUGCCGGCCGCAAUUCUUCCUCCGACAAAUAGUGACGUUUCUCUAUCGGGAUUUGGUACCCAAAAAACCGAGUUUCGAGGUUUGUUUCUGCUGCCUCUAAUUUAUUAUUAGAUUUUGGGGCUUUUUGAGUCGGUUUCGGUCCUCAGGAAGCUUCUGGCUCAAUUUCGUGUCCGGCCGUUCCAGACUGAGGGUGGCGGUUUAGGCGAGCUGUAUUCAUUCUUUCUCUUACAGGUUUUGUACUUUCUUUGCCGAUAAAGUUUGGCUCUGUCGUGAAGUGGGCUCGUUUGUUUGAUUCGAGUAUUUGUUACUAUUUAUAGAAAAUGAAGGGAGAACUCAUGAAAAUCACCGAGAAUCUUGAUAUAAUUGUGGGGAGAGACAGUAAAGAUAUAAGAGUUUUCUUAAGCGUCUGUAACUUUUGGAAACUCUAGCGUUUUUAAGUUUUCAUUUUCAGUGACUCUUCUGUAGAGAAAAAUGGAACCCUUCUCGCCUAAAGAGGGGGAUAAUGACUAUUGGUCUUCUCCAAGUGAGCAGGUGGAGAGUUUUCCAUCGUUUGAUGGUGUUCCCAGGGAUAUGUUAUCAGAGGAUGUGUUCAAUAGUUUCUCAGAGCUUCUGAGUUUUGAUACUUACGUUGGAUGGUCCAGCAAUCCUGCGGUGACAGAUCAGGUCUCUGCCACAUAUGGGUUGGCCUCACUUCCACCAACUAUUUAUACGCCGCAGAAUACAUCAGACUUUAUUGAACAGACUGUUGAGGCACUGCCUGUCGCUGAAGUUGGAGGAAACCUCGACUUACCAAGAGGUUCCUUCAAUUAUGGUGACAAAGCUGUAUUUCUGCCAGAAGAUACUCAGUUGGAGGCGUCAGCACAUUCCAAUAACGGCAGUGAUUUAGUAGCUACACAAAAUACUGAUUUCUUAGAGAACGGUGAGAUGGAUGUGGAGAAUUCAACCGUACCCAGGCCAGUUAGAUUGUCACUUGAUGAAAAGAUGCUGAAAGCACUAUCUUUUGUCAAAGCGUCUUCUGGUAUGGGAAUUUUGGCACAAGUAUGGGUUCCUGUGAGACGUGGUGACGAGUUAUUGUUGAGCACUUCUGACCAGCCCUACUUGCUUGAUAAUAUGCUGGUGGGGUACCGUGAAGUGUCAAGGAGGUUUACAUUUUCUGUAGAAGGGAAGCAAGGUUGUGUUCUUGGGCUUCCUGGUCGUGUUUUUCAGUCCAAAAUCCCUGAGUGGACUUCGAAUGUUGCUUACUACAAGAAGAAUGAGUAUGUAAGGGUGGAGCAUGCGUAUAAUCAUCAAGUCCGUGGUUGUAUUGCCUUGCCAGUUUGUGAACCUGAUCUUGGAGUGACAUGCUGUGCUGUAUUGGAAAUUGUCACUACAAAUGAAAAACCCAAUUUCGAUGCUGAGAUUGAAAUUGUCUGUAAUGCCCUCCAGGCUGUUAAUUUGAAGAUGAGUCAACCUCUUCGGCUUAAUCCCCAGUGCCUCUCAAAGAACCAAAAGGAUGCAUUAGCUGAGAUAAUUGAUGUCUUAAGGGCAGUAUGUCAUGCACAUAGAUUGCCCCUUGCUUUAACUUGGAUUCCUUGUAAUAGCGAAGGAACUUCUAAUGAAGUGGCAGGGGUAUGUGUCGGAGAUGGCAAAACAAGUUCAACUGAGAAAUGUAUUUUGUGUGUUGAGAAAGCAGCAUGUUAUGUUAACGACAGAUUGAUGCAAGGUUUUGCAAGUGCAUGUGUAGAACACCAUCUUGAAGUAGGACAAGGUUUAGCUGGAAAAGCACUUCAAUCAAAUCUUCCCUUUUUCUUUCCAGAUGUGAAGACAUAUGAUAUAAGUGACUACCCGUUAGUUCACCAUGCUCGAAAGUUUGGUUUAAAUGCAGCUGUUGCAAUUAGGCUUAGAAGCACUUAUACUGGUGAUUGUGACUACAUAUUGGAGUUCUUUCUUCCAGUUAAUAUGAAGGGAGCAUCAGAACAACAACUUUUGUUAAACAACCUCUCUGGUACUAUGCAAAGAAUCUGCAAGAGUUUGAGAACAGUUUCAGAUGUAGAAAUUGGAAUUGCCUCUCAUGAUACAUUUAAGGAGGACUCAGUCCCAAACUUUAUACCUUUGCCAGGAGAGAGUUCUAAUAUGGUACAAUUAGAUGGUGACUUGAAUUCAACUAAUGAAGUUCCCUUGAAGCUGGCUGAGAGAAGAAAUGAGGCACACAAAGUAGAUAAUGUCCAUGAACAGCCAAGGGGAACAAGAUGGCAGGCAGAGAAAAAACGAAGUACAGCAGAGAAAAAUGUGAGUUUGAGUGUUCUUCAGCAAUAUUUUUCUGGCAGUUUGAAGGAUGCUGCAAAAAGUAUUGGAGUUUGCCCCACUACGCUGAAAAGAAUUUGCAGACAACAUGGGAUCUCAAGAUGGCCAUCUCGUAAGAUAAACAAGGUAAACCGUUCAUUAAAGAAGAUACAAACUGUACUUGAUUCUGUUCAAGGAGUUGAGGGAGGUUUGAAGUUUGAUCCAACUACCGGGGGGCUUGUGGCAGCAGGCUCAAUAAGCCAAGAAUAUGAGUCACAAAAGAAAAUUGCAUCUCUGCAGAACUUAGAUCCUUCAUUCACCGUCAAAUUAGAGGAGGAUGAGUGUUAUGCAGAUGGAGUCAAUUUAAAUUCUUAUAAGAUAAGGAAACCCAAUAUCAUUGUUCCAACUAAUUCUAAUAAAGACUCUAAGAUUGCAAUAGAAGCUGGAUCAAAACCAAUUAGUGGAACUUUUUCUGAAAAAAUUUCCCUGGGUUCUUAUCCUGCAACAGAAGGCAUGACAUCGAGUCACAGCAAGUGUAGUUCAAAAUUUGAGAAUUCUGAUGCUCGCCAUGUCUCUCGGAAUUCAAGCUCUAUAGCUGUGGGCGAUGAGAUGGAUACAUCAGAGGAUGGAGAAGACGACGAGCUUCUUCAACAUAACCAGCCUGCUUCUUCAAGUAUGACAGACUCAUCAAAUGGCUGUGGUUCGCUGUUGCAUGGCAGUUCAUCAAGUUCUCAAAGCUUUGAAGAGCGUAAGCAUCCCAAAGGAAAGGCGAGUUGUGCUGACAGCUAUUCUAAAAUAAUUGUGAAAGCUACUUACAAAGAAGAUACUGUCCGGUUCAAGUUUGACACAUCUGCAGGGUGUUAUCAACUGUACGAAGAAGUUGCGAAGCGGUUCAAGUUGCACACAGGGGCCUUCCAACUCAAGUAUUUAGACGACGAAGAAGAAUGGGUGAUGUUAGUGAGUGACAUGGAUUUACAAGAAUGUUUGGAGAUAUUAGAUGAUGUUGGAACCCGAAGUGUGAAGUUUCAAGUUCGGGAUAUGCCUUGUGUUGUGGGUAGUUCUGGUAGCAGCAAUUGUUUCUUGCCAGGAGGCACAUAAUAAACAGUAAAAAGUCUAAAGAAAGGGGAUUUUCUUUUUUCAAUUUGUUUUUUACUUGGGGUUCUGCUAUGUAGGUUUUACUCCAUUAUGGGUGAAGUAAUUUUCAACAAAGGCAAGAGGAGCAUUCUGUAUUUUAAGGAUUAGACUUUUUUCUUCCCGGAGUCUUGUAAUUCACCAUCAACCAAUCAUGAGAUGGACACAACGAUGGAAUUAGCUUAUAUUGGAAGAAAAUGACCAUUUUGGAAUGAAGGUAUUUAUCUUACCUGAUCAGUUGUUACUAGAGUUUUAAAGGGUAGUUGAAGUUGAAGUUGAAGCCAUUAUCCAUAUGAAUCUCCAUUCUUUUUGGCGUAAUUAGCUAUACUCAUAUCAAGAAGAAGGGCAUGCUGCCUAAAGCUAGUCUAUGUAUAUAUACCUUGUAUCAUAUAGAAAAUAAAGCUUCGUAGCUUGAGCUGUUUAUUUUUCUUGUUUAGCGGUAAUGCAGUGGUCAAUAAAAUUAUCAGGUGGAAUUCAAUGGCUUGUGGAAAAUUGUUUAGCAUGCUUGAAAUUUGUAAACAUUCAAAUCUUUGGAUCCCGCUUAUGUUAAAAUUUGUACUCUGCUGUUUGUAAAUGUAAUUUAGUACAAAUGCCUAGAGGACAUUCCUCUUAUCA